Elaeis guineensis (African oil palm) is the source of this 1699-nucleotide messenger RNA. The record is from RefSeq and is a predicted model, not a curated record. NCBI's taxonomy places the organism in Eukaryota, Viridiplantae, Streptophyta, Magnoliopsida, Arecales, Arecaceae.
UGAUUUUACCCAGAUGCGGGCUGAUCCAUCCAUCCACUGCGGAGUGAGAGAGCUUUACACGUCAAUAGAUAAAGAAAGGGAGGCCAUUAGAGAAAGACUACAGAGUAACCGCCGGAGAACGGAAGGGCGUAGCAGCGAUGAAGAUCCUGGUCGCCGUCAAGCGGGUCAUCGACUACGCCGUCAAGGUCCGCGUCAAGCCCGACAAGAGCGGGGUGGAGACGAGCAACGUGAAGAUGUCGAUGAACCCCUUCUGCGAGAUCGCGCUGGAGGAGGCCCUGCGCAUCCGGGAGUCCGGCGCCGCCAAAGAGGUCGUCGCCGUUACCGUGGGCCCCGCCCAGUGCGCCGACACCCUCCGCACCGCCCUCGCCAUGGGCGCCGACCGCGCCGUCCACGUCGACGCCGGGGCGGCCCCCGUCCUCCCGCUCUCCGUCGCCAAGAUUCUCAGGGCCCUCGUCCAGGUGGAGCAGCCCGGACUCUUGAUUCUGGGCAAGCAGGCUAUUGAUGAUGACUGCAACCAAACAGGACAGAUGGUAGCUGGACUGCUGAAAUGGCCACAAGGAACAUUUGCUUCGAAGGUUGUAUUGGACAAGGAAAAACAAGUAGCAACAGUGGAAAGAGAAGUCGAUGGUGGUCUUGAGACUCUCUGUCUAGAUUUGCCUGCAGUAAUCACCACGGACUUGAGGUUAAAUCAGCCAAGAUAUGCGACACUCCCCAAUAUAAUGAAAGCUAAAUCAAAGGUCAUCAAAAAAGUUACUCCUGAAGAGUUAAAUGUGGAGAUUAAGUCAGAUCUAGAGGUGGUUCAAGUCACUGAACCUCCUAAAAGGAAAGCUGGUGUUAUCGUUUCCUCCGUGGAUGAGCUCAUUGACAAGUUGAAGAAUGAAGGUCGUGUCUUGUAACAUUUUGAACUGCAAGUAGAUACUAUGAGUGUACUGCGUCAUACCACGCUGGUCCAUGAGUGUUGUGGUGUAAGAAUCAUCCCCUUGAUCUCUUAUCAGUGGCUUGAAAGCCUUAUUCAGCUUCACCGGAGAAAAAUUUCUUAUUUUUGUAGGCAACAAGGAGCACAUCAAUGAUAUUAGUGCAACAACAAAAAACUGGCAGCGGGCAGGAUAAAUAUAAUUUCAUGCUUGAGUUGAGGUAAACUUAAUGUCAAAUGCCGUGAUGCUCGAAGGACCAAGCAUGGGAAUGCAUCACCGCUGUUCUUAAUUCUGUGAUCCAGAUAGACUGAAAUAAUGUGAUCCUGCAGCAGGAUUGGAGAAACAUGUUAUGAUCUUAUGCUUACCUGGCUACAUUCUUAAAUCAAACUCAGGAAGUUCGUACGAGACUGCCUUCAAUGAAGCUUAUGGCAGACGCCCAGGAUAAUGUGUGAGUUUCUAUGCUGACUUGGUACAGAUUCGAAGGAACACAUUCUUCAUGGCCAUCUAACAAAUUAGCCAUCCAUUAAGUGUUAUGCAAGUGUUCUAUAUUAGGCUUGAUGAUAGGAAAAUAUGUUUUCGCAUGAUCAUUGUUGUACUCCUGCAUGAAGUUCCAAGUCCAUGGAGAACAGAAACAAUUUUUCGAGUAUAGGUGUAUUGAAUCAUCGCUUGCGACAGACGCAGCUUAGUUCCACCUUUGUAUUGUCAUAUUGAGAAUGGUCAUGAGAAAUGACUUACAGCUGGGAGAAAUUGAUCAAAUAUAGGGAAGGCUAGCUUGUUAGUGGAUU